Molecule: messenger RNA, 219 nt
Organism: Gongylonema pulchrum
Lineage: Eukaryota; Metazoa; Nematoda; Chromadorea; Rhabditida; Gongylonematidae
Source: the annotation of a GenBank genome assembly
UUGCAGGUUAUAUUGCGUUGGAGCUUGCAACAUGGCAAUGUGAUUAUCCCGAAAUCGGUCAGUGCGGAAAAAAUUAAAGAAAAUAUUGACAUUUUUGAUUUUGAGCUCAAACCAGAUGAAAUGGCAAUAAUUGAUGGUUUGGAUAGAAAUUUGCGUCUCCUCGACCUGACAGCCAGGGAUGGGGAUCAUCCUUUCUUUCCUUUUCUGGAAGAGUACUAA